Molecule: messenger RNA, 1866 nt
Organism: Athalia rosae (coleseed sawfly)
Lineage: Eukaryota; Metazoa; Arthropoda; Insecta; Hymenoptera; Athaliidae
Product: cyclin-dependent kinase 2-interacting protein-like
Exons: 6
Coding region: 925-1509 (194 amino acids)
Source: RefSeq, a predicted model, not a curated record
GGGCCUAUCAUAUAGUAGUUGAUUCCCACGUAACCUAUUACCUGUACCUCAUAAUAACCAAUUCUGAAUAUUACGAUAAUUAAUCGAAGAAUCCUUCCUCAUUUACCUGUAUAACGCAGCUGAAUUAAACGCAUUGAAAAUGGUGAUACGUUGUAUCGAAGUCAGUGGAAGUCGCAAGACCUAGCGCGCCUCUACGCGACCCCUGAUUGGUCCGCUCAGUACGAGUGGGGAAGCUGGCAUAAAUACGCCAUUCUUCGUGAGGUCGAACUUCGAAUCGUCUAGUUGUUCUCCGUAUAGUACUCUGUGAAUUUAACUCUACCUGAUACUAACGAAUUCUGAAUGUUGUGGUAAUUGAACGAAGAAUCCUGGCUCAUUGAUAUAUUCAACGCCGCUGAAUUAAAUGCGUUAAAAAUGGUAAUACAUAUCAUUAGUCGCGAUACUGGACGCAACAAGUCAAAGCCGGUAGCCAUUGUGAAUAAUUUUUGAAUUCUUGCCACAACUUGAGCACCUCCGCAGUCGAAUUGGAGUGCAUAGUCGGUGCAUGUAUAUCUAUGAUGCAAGAUCUACGAGCAUUCGUACCGGAUCUCCGCUUUUCCUGCCACGAAAAUUGCACAGAACUCAGAACCUAAGGCACAUGCAGCGGAGAAGGAUCUCGAAGCUUCUUGAACCUAACGUGUCAGUGUGAAGUGGAAAAUCUCUGUAACUGGAAUUUCGCGAAAGAAUCCAAUGGAUCUCUAAUAUUCGCUGAAAACAGGAAACAUUGCUCUCAAAAUCGCCAAAGGCUAACUAACAAGCCCUUAUCACACUGUAUUCUUCACACAUAAUGCUUCUGAUAACGGACUUGUUUCGACCGUCCUUAUCUGAUCGCCAACACGCCCUACCCUCUACCUCCUGUGAUGUCUGUUUUUCGAUGAUCGUAUCCGUAUGCGUAUUAUAUAUACAUAUGUAUGUACAACACACAAGGUGUACCGAGUUUUAGAAUCACCGGUGGCUAAAACACCUCAACGAGGGAAUCUGACUGGUAACCCACGUCUCGUACGCGACAUUGCUGCAGAUAUUCAUUCAAGCAUCCAACAAUGGAAUAAUGUACACCUGCAUGCUGUUCCAAUUUUGAAAAACAUAUGUCAAUUGAAAAUAGAUGAGAAAUUUCCAGAUGGUCUGCAGGAUUUAUGCGAUAUCUUGGAGAAGGAUUGCCAAACCUUGGAUGAGAUUGUUUGCACCUUAAAACUGUUAUCUCAUCAAAUGAAUGUUGUUGCAUCAUUAAACAAAGGUCCUGAGAAUUUGUUUUUAACAUGGCCAACGUACAAAUUUGGCGAAGUCACCGAACAAAUUUACAAUGUAUACAAAGAUGAAGCUGAGGUAAAGCGAAAGGUAUUAGAAAAUGUGGCCCACAAUUAUGAAGAGUCAUGGAAAAUGUUACACCUUACAACUUGGGUUCACCAAGUUAACAUAUCGGAAAAUGUAACUACACUUUUAGAGUCACUGUUGGUUGAAACGAGCCUCAGAUAAGAUAAUAUCCAGACUAGUCUCCAUUAUCCCUGGGCUGCAAUCAGUUUCUUUUUAGUCUUAUCGCACAGAUACAGGUGUAUUAGGUUUUCUUCGUCAAAUGAAGAUGUUAUAUCUGGAAUUGAAUGGUAAAGAUAGAUGGAUCUUUCAGUAGUAUCUAUGGUGUAAGACAGUUGUAUUAGAUAUAAUUUAUAACAAUUACGGCUUUACAUAGUAACAGUGAGCUAUUAUAAAUUUUUCUACAAGUGUGAAGUCUAAUCCUAUAUUUACAAACUUAAGAAAAUAAAAUUGUACAUUUUAUUUCGAAAUGCAAAACCAUAACAAUGUAGUAACAUAAAUAAAAUAUGUAUGUACAGUAGA